AAAGCACUGGUAUGACUUUAAAAAAAAACAAAAAUAAAAAGAGUCCAAACUACUCAGAAAUAAAUGACUAGUGGAACACAAAUUGCUAUAAAGACGAGCAAAUCUUGAGUCUCAAGCCUUUGAGAAUCUAAUGGCGUUAAUCUCCUCCUCUUCUUCUUCUUCUUCUUCUUCUGUAAUUCGCUCCUCGAUUGCUUCGAAUUCAAUCCCUUCACGCGAGCUCAAAGCUUCAUGGAUCCAAUCAUUGCGGCCCUUGGAUCGAGUUGGCUUUCAAUCAACGACUAUCGAUGGUCACCGCCGGCAAAGAGGCUCAGUAAGACCGGUCAGUGCAGAAACGAAGAGAAGUGAUUCAGCUAUUCCAUCCGCAGGAACCAUGGAUGCUGCUGAAGUUGGAGAUAAGACAGGACCAGAGGAUUUUGAGAAACUGGCAAAAGAGUUGGAAAGUGCUUCCCCACUGGAAAUUAUGGACAAAGCCCUCGAGAAAUUUGGGAAUGACAUUGCCAUUGCUUUCAGUGGAGCUGAGGAUGUGGCCUUGAUUGAGUAUGCACGACUAACUGGUCGGCCAUUUAGGGUGUUCAGCCUGGAUACGGGGAGAUUAAAUCCAGAGACAUACCAGUUCUUUGAUAUUGUUGAGAAGCAUUAUGGCAUUCACAUCGAAUACAUGUUCCCCAAUGCUGUUGAGGUUCAAGCACUUGUAAGGGGCAAAGGGCUUUUCUCAUUCUAUGAUGACGGUCACCAAGAGUGCUGCAGAGUUAGGAAGGUCAGGCCUUUAAGGAGGGAACUUAAGGAACUUAGAGCCUGGAUCACUGGGCAAAGAAAAGAUCAGUCUCCGGGCACAAGAACAGAUGUCCCUGUUGUCCAGGUGGAUCCUGCCUUUGAAGGAAAGGAUGGUGGAAUUGGCAGCUUGGUGAAGUGGAAUCCCGUGGCCAAUGUUGAAGGCCUACACAUUUGGAACUUCCUACGAGCCAUGAAUGUACCGGUCAAUACCUUGCAUUCACGAGGAUACAUCUCGAUUGGAUGUGAGCCUUGCACGAGGCCAGUCCUGCCAGGGCAGCAUGAAAGGGAAGGAAGGUGGUGGUGGGAAGAUGCUAAGGCCAAGGAAUGUGGCCUUCACAAAGGAAACAUCAAACAAGAAGAGUUGUCCCAAGUUAAUGGGAACGGAAAUGGUGCUAUGCAAACGAAUGGAACCGCAACUGUCUCUGACAUCUUUAACAGUCAGAAUUUGAUUGGCUUGAGUAGAACUGGGAUCGAAAACUUGGCUAGACUGAACCGUCGAAGUGAACCUUGGCUUGUUGUGCUUUAUGCACCUUGGUGCAACUUUUGCCAGGCAAUGGAAGAAUCAUACUUGGUGUUGGCAGAAAAGCUGGUGGAUAUUGGAGUGAAGGUGGGGAAGUUUAGGGCUGAUGGCGAUCAGAAGGCAUUUGCAGAGAAAGAACUACAGUUGGGAAGUUUCCCCACAAUACUUUUCUUCCCUAAACACACUUCCAGGCCUAUCAAGUACCCCUCGGAGAAGAGAGACGUUGACUCAUUCAUGGCUUUUGUGAAUGCUUUGCAAUGAUAAGACAUCAGCACGGUUGGUUUGGGGUGUAAAUAGUACACUUAUUUAUUUUUUUGAGCCACAUCACUUCUCUACUUUUCUGCA
Molecule: messenger RNA, 1639 nt
Organism: Camellia sinensis
Lineage: Eukaryota; Viridiplantae; Streptophyta; Magnoliopsida; Ericales; Theaceae
Product: 5'-adenylylsulfate reductase 3, chloroplastic
Molecular function (GO): phosphoadenylyl-sulfate reductase (thioredoxin) activity
Source: RefSeq, a predicted model, not a curated record